Malassezia globosa CBS 7966 is the source of this 3039-nucleotide messenger RNA. RefSeq lists its product as uncharacterized. The record is from RefSeq and is a predicted model, not a curated record. NCBI's taxonomy places the organism in Eukaryota, Fungi, Basidiomycota, Malasseziomycetes, Malasseziales, Malasseziaceae. The coding region runs from base 1 to 3039 and encodes 1012 amino acids. The transcript has 2 exons.
AUGCCCAUUGGCACAUGGAAUGACUCAGAUGAUGAAUGGCAGGACAUGCCCAUUGAGCACAUAGGAGCACCCACCAUACCUAAUGUGCUUGAUGAAAACGAUAGCGAUGGCGACAUGUCGCCCCGUACAAGACGAGCCACGCGUGAAGCAAAGCUCAUGCACAACCGUCGCGAGCAUUUGCGUGGCCGAGGCACAUCCGCGCAAGGCGGGACAUCCAACACGGCCGGCCAGCACCUUGAAAUUCGAGAUGCACGUGGCUACGAUUGGCGCACUCGACCAGGUUCACACAUCGGUGACUCGCAGCCGGAGCCUGAUGGCACAGGAUAUACUCGAUUACGCCUAGAUGACAAGGAGGAAAACGCAGAGUUGCAAGCUGCGACUGAUUACCUGUUUCAAGAGGAUUUGAAUCGAGUCGAUGAUGCAGAUGAUCCAUCCGCCGCCCCCAUCUCUCAGCUUGCUAUGACGAAGCGCUUGUUAUCAGAAGCUCAAAAAAUCGCGUAUGUGGGGCUAUGCAGCACAUUAUCGCAUCAUAUGGUCCAAGAUCUCUCGACCUAUACAAACAAAGAGACCCAUCCAGCUAUUCAGAGUGCCAAAGAGUGGGUCCUUCGUGUCAUGAUUCGAUUGUACCAACAUCUCGACAUCGAGCCGACGGAGCAGUCCAUGAUCGAGUCUUUGCCAUUGCAUGGGAUUUUAUCAUCUGAUCUGGCACCAAGUCUCGUCGCCACGCAGACCAUUCCCAACCCAGCGUACAACCCACAGUCUGCUAAACAAGUGCCUGUAUCGCGACCUCCUUCACCACCGGCCCCGUCCUGGUCUCAACAAGCGUCCAAACCACAACACUCCUCGCAUUCAUCAGAGCAGGACAUAUCUCAGCCUGCGUCAGAUUCGCCCCCCAAGACACCCCCCCAGCGUGCUACACCAAGUGAAGCCGAGCAAAUGUCAGCGGCUGAUCCCUCGUCACCUUCGCCCAAUGUGCUCACAGACCCAAACUCGGCUAUGCAGCUUGCUGAGCACGCAGCCAAUGGGCCAAGUGUUCCGACGCGCGUUCCUGAAGCGUCCCUCAAAGCACCACCACCGUCGAAUCAGCCUACGACGUCCAUGCCAACACUCGAUGGCGUGUCGACAGAAAUCAAUGAGGCGUCUAAAACCAUUACGCUCGAUUUACGCUGGACGGUUUUGUGUGAUUUAUUCCCUUGGUUUCUUAACCUGGCCGAAUACCGGUGUUUGAAUCCGCGUUCCGCGCCACGCCGAGAGCCAGCCACUGGUGCCGCUGUCGGCAUCAGCGGAACAUCGGCCUUUUUAGGGGGUGUCGGAGGAGCUACUAUCAUCACAACAACAGGCACGAUCAGUGGUGCGACGAUGGGCGGACGUGGCAUGAGCCGUCGCAUACGCAGUGUCCAAACAUUCGAGUUCCGUCCGUUACAUUACCACAAGCGUGUGAACUGCAUCAUCACUGUGCCAGGCUUCCUCAAAGGUCCCGAAGAUGAUCCGACGCUGCCGUACAGUGUGAUCGAUCCGAUCAUGGGUGAUGUGUUCAGUAUCAUGUGGGAGCCCCAGAUGAUGCAAGAGAUGGGAAACGCCAUGUCCAUCCUCUGGAACGAGACCCUCGUCCAAGGUGUUCAGCAAGUCCUGGCUGCGACAGUCGCAGGCGCCAUGUUUAGCGCGCUUGCAUGGCCACUGUGGCUCACGAAACUGAACUACCUGAUUGACAAUCCUUGGUCCAACGCGACGGAGCGCGCUCGCACGGCGGGAUUGGUGUUAGCCGAUGUGCUGAUCAACCGGCAGAUGGGCGUGCGCCCUAUUACCCUCGUCGGGUAUAGUUUAGGCGCCCGAAUGAUUUUUUUCGCGCUUCUUGAGCUUGCUCGACGAAAAGCGUUCGGCAUAGUACAGAACGUGUACCUAAUGGGUGCGCCUGUCACGUCUCGUGAAUAUGAAUGGCGAACUGCUCGAAGUGUCGUGUCAGGACGCUUCGUCAAUGCGUAUGCACGAUCUGAUUGGCUUCUUGCAUACUUGCACCGUGCCACAGCCGGUGGCGUGCGCAGCAUUGCUGGACUACACCCUGUCGACUUUGACUGUGGCAUUGACAAUAUUGAUGUGACAAACAUCGUUCCCGGCCAUCUUGCGUAUCGUGCGUUGACGCCACUCGUGCUAGGCGAGCUCGGAUUCCAAACAACGGCCGAUUACUUUGACGAGCCAGAAUCGCUCGAUCAUGUACCCGAGCGAUCUUUUGAGACUGGCAAUAAGCCAGCAGAACCAGCUACAGCUGCCCAAAAGCUCAAAAAUCUGUUUUGGGGGAACAAAGCCCAGUCUACAUCUUCAGCGUACGCCCCACCAACACCUAUGGGAAAAGACAAUCACCAGAACAAGCCAAAAAAUUCCGUCAUUUACGAUGCAUUCGAUGAAUGCGAUACCCCGAAGCCCGACGCCAGACAGGUACCUACAACUGAUACAAACAACACGGAUGAUGCAAGUGCUGCAACCGUAAAUGUCGACAAGCCCGAGCCAGUUGCAAAUGCUAAGGGCGAUGCACGUUCUAACGCUAUUUCUCAGCAGAUGCAUCCCUCAGCAGAGACAAACGAAAGUGCAACGUCGCCAAGUUCGCAUGACAAUGUUGAGCCGCUCACCGAAUUGAGCAAGGAGGGAACUUCUAUCGUGACAACUGAGCCGCCGCAACCUCCUCUACAACAAGAGGAUGGCUUACAACCACGCAACAUCACGACCAAGUCCUAUUACAUACCCGCAGAUACUGACGCAUCGAUGCCAUCAUUCGCCACGUACGGUCUUGCGCCCGACGAAGCAGCGAAGCUUGCAGCGCAAUUUAACAGCAUGUCGACGUCGACGUCCAUGCCUGUGGACUCAUUUGAGCCUGCGGAUUCUGGAAAUCCUGUUGAAAAUGAAUGGGGCACACAGACUCAAAAAGACGGAGUGACAACAACAUCAUCUGCCGCGGCCACCGCUGUUGACACGACCCGCCCAUCUUCAACUGCAGAAGAACCAUCAGAUUUGCCUGAUUGGGCCAGCAAGAAUCCUUGGGGAUAG